Messenger RNA from Amoebophrya sp. A25, 4487 nucleotides. The record is from the annotation of a GenBank genome assembly. NCBI's taxonomy places the organism in Eukaryota, Dinophyceae, Syndiniales, Amoebophryaceae.
UAUUUUCGUCCAUCUUCGCGUCUAUGCAGAUACAAGGAAGGGUCCCUUAGAUUACCAUCAUGUGCCAAUUUAGAUUGAUACUGUUUGGAUAAAGCACAGACAAUGACAAUUCAAGUGACAUCUUCACUUCUCGUCGUGCGAGAUUAAUGUUUACCAAAAAGGCAAUCAAACAACAUUUGUGAUCAUUGAUGAAGUCAACUUGAAUUGAAGUGUCAGCACCUUGUUCGGUGGUAGUAUUUAUUAUCUUGCAUUUUCUAGUUAGGUUGUUUUUUGCAUUUUCUAGUUGGGUUGGCUCCACCACUACAUUAGUGACGAGAUCGGUCCUCCACUGGGCAUCAUCGAGAAUGUCAUCGUUGGUCACCAAGCGUGGAAAGCAGCCAGAUCAAGCGGAUGACGCGUGCGAAGAGGAGCAUGGGUUUUCCAAACGUCGGAGGGCCGAGCCCGAAUCCCCUCAGGAAACAAGUACUAUGGAGGAAGAAGAAGAGGUCGGCGAAGAUGAUGGUGAUCACCAUCUAGUCAGGAACAGAGGCUCGCCGCGGGGCACCAUCGUUGAAAUCGACCUUCAGAUGCCAACUUCGGACCUGCAGCUACCUCAGACCUGCACGACUGCGAACGGGAAUGAGUCAACAGAUCUACUACAACCGGCAAGUUUUCAAGCGGCUCCUUCCAGUAGUGCAUGUGCAGCAGCAACUUCAACUGGCAAGAAAGAGGAACUCUCGACGAAAAAGGUCCUCACCACCUCGACUUCUCGGGAGGUCGUGAAGGAUGAAGGUCAGGAAGAUGCUGGUGAUGAGGAUUCUGCAGCCAAGAAGAAGUGGCGUAUGUUCGUGAAUGUACUCGUACCCUCUGGGUCCCACGACGGGCCUCCGAACGUUGCAACCGUGCGGGUGAAGUGCAACGGCAUACCUGUGAACGAUGCCGACUCCGUCUCCUGGUGUGUGCAGAAAGAAGAAGAGAGUCUCUCUUUGAGCAGUGAUGUUCCUGUUGAAGCGCGCGACAAGAGCGCGACCCAGGAACAGAUGAGUCAACUUCAGCUUCAGGAACCUACAAAAGGAGUGGAUGAAGUAGGUCAAUAUAGUGUUGUCGUGAGCAAGCAAGACGAGCAGGUUGUAGAGGACUUGACGCUCGGAAACCCAUCAGAGGCUCAAGAAAAAUUGCAGGCCGCUUUGCAUAGCAGCUCUCCACCCCCAUGUUGUAGUAGGAGUUCGUCUCCUGAGUGUUCAUUAAGGCUAGGUUAAAGGUGCUUUUCUUACCGCUUUUUAUGCCUCUCCUAAGGGAGAAAGGCAUAACAAGCGGGGCAAGCGAGCACCAAAAACCUACCUCUAACAAAUUCAAGCUCACCUCCUACGACAUCUUUGAUUCAUCUUGUCGGACGGCGGUUGGAAGAACUUUUCUACUUCAGGAAGAACACGGAGCGCAAUGCUUUGGACUGGUACGACGAUGCCGGCGAAGAGGAGGACGCCUUAAAGCUCCUUGCGCCCUGCAUCCCAUCCGUGCAGGCCACCUAUUUAUGACCCAUUUUUCUUGUUUAAUAUCCUCGAAAUACUUGGAAAUUAUUACGAAUAAAUCUACUCAUGAUAGAGAUAGACAUAAUAAAUGCCAGAGUGUUAAGCAUUAUAUAAUCCACUUCAAAACGAAAACAAGAGUCAAUAUCAACAGAUGGCAGACACAGAGGUAAGAACCAACAUGAACAGUUUUUUUCCAUCGUCAUUGAUUAGAGUUGUUUAUGUUUUUCAUCGUAAUCUUUAUUUCCUCAUUGUCUCCCUCUGCGCCUCGUCCUGAAAUGACGUCCUCAAAUGAGCCUGAUGUUAUUCUGUCUCAUCUGGUGUUGCUUUAUCUCUUCUAAGGUGCCUUGGUCUGCCACCAGAUCCAAACCCCAUGAUGAGCCAGCCGGUAGGGAAUGGUCGCUAUGAGUUAUUGCCACUGAGCGGGCCUUAUCGCAGCCAAUGGUUUGCGGAACGCAAUUCUAAGAGGAUGACAAACAUUGCGCCGGGAACAGCCUUCAUCGGGAAGAGCAUUCGUCUCAGUGUUGAGCCGCGGAGCCGCCCACUAGAAGACGAAAGAGGCGAAAACACCAGCAACAGCAACUACAAGCCCAACGACCGCAGAACAACAGCUACCGUAACAAUUUUAGCGUUCAAAUUACAAGACGGCGUCGAUUGUUUUGUGGGCGUUCCCUCAGUUAAGCGUCAGCACCUCACUGCAUUCUCCACUGCCAUCCUCGGCCUUUUUUUCAAGUAGGAAACACUAGGUCAAGGAUGUUCUGAGGAAUGUAACGGUGAAGCCCCUAACUCAGUAGUGAAUGCCAGUGGGGCAGAGAGGGAUGGCAGCACUAUCGCCAUAGACAUGUGCUGUGACGAUGUGCAAAAAGUGGCCGAGGCGCUCCUUUCCGCUGUCGAAGAAGAUGAAACUGAUUUGACGAGCACUGGCGUCGAAGGUGAGCAUGAACAAGGUUUGGCAACUACCGCGACUCGUUUGGGAUUGCAGGAUGUGAGCAGUCUGGAUUUGCUGCUCAAGUUGCCAGCCGUUGCGACUUUCGAACUCGAUGGUGGCAAGGACGAUUCCACAGGAAGGACCUGCCAGACCCGAAGGGGCGUGGUGGCCACCACUACAUCUUCCACUACAUCUUCCGGCACAGAAAGCGAUCAUGCUAACAGAAAGCAAUCAGAUCAUGCUGAAACGAGAAAACCUCCGCCUCCACGAAAAGCGGCACCCGACCAGACGAGGAAGCUGUCCACCUCGUCCCCCUCCUCGGACAAGAACAUCAAGGUAAAAGACAGCGAGGAACGCAAGAACAAGAAGUUGUUGAUGUGGGACUGGACAGAAGAUCCAGAGCGCUGGGGAGCGAUGAGGCGCUCUUUCUCCGAGGAAGUGCCACCCAGCUGUUCUACACCGGAGGAGCGAGCGGCAAUUCCAAAGACCUUGCAACCCGGCAACUACAAGCGUCCAAAAGUGCAUUUUUGCUUGGAUCGUCGAUUUGUCGUCGUUUUUCGGAAAUCCUCAUCCUCCUCGCCUUCCUCCUCAGCUAAUCAUACCUGCUCUUCCUCAACGUCAACAUCUUCUGCAGACAACACGACAGUCGGAGGGCUCUCCGGUUGUACAGCACAACGCGGUGCUAAACGCGGAACUGUUCUUGGUUCCUACAUUGGGGGGAGCCGGCGCCGCUCUUGGCAGGAGAUUCUGCCUGCUAACAGAGACAUCAACUUGCAGUCCGGUCUCCAGUGCUAUCGCUGUUGUCUUCCUGUGCAAGGCAUGCCUACCCUCGAGAUCGGACCCAAAUACACCUCGGCUGGCUCUCCGCGCUAUCUCUGGAUCUGCUACGCUUGUUUCUUGGAAUACCAGGAGACACAGCGAGUUCGAAACAGCCACUGGCACUUUGACCAAAGGCACGACCUACGACUCGUUGGAUCCGAAGAGGCGCUAGGGGUCUACCCCGAUUUGCUCGUUUGCGGUCACCCGUGGUGCAAUGGUUCCGGAAGCGAUUUGAUCGACCCAAAGCCUGACCCUGAUGGACGAGGCUGCCGCCUCAGCUGCAGAAAAUGCAAAACUUCUUGCACUUACAUACCGGGCAAGCGACGGCUGCCCGUGCCCCUGAAUUUCCUUUCGUUGACGCAUCGCGCAAACCUCUCUUUUGACGAAAUUGAAAAGGAAAAACGCAGACGCGGUCUCUUACGAUAGUAAGGUUCCGCAGGAUGGGAAACCCCGACGACGCCCUGUGCAACAUAGUGCAAGUGCACCUAGAAUUUCUUGUAAGGAAUGCUAGCAGUGGAGCUUGUUCUUUAUCUAUCAUAUUGGUAACAGUUUUUGAGCAUCAUUAACUGUUUGGAAUAUGGAAAGACUCCUUGUAUAUAAUAGUAACCCGGAUAUCACACUGAGUCCUUCGUUUGUCUGCGGCUCAAAAACAGUACGCCACAUUUUCUUAAUCUUGGAAGUACUUCUUUAUGAACCUAGUAGCGGUCAGCGUCAGUUACUACAGCAUAUUUUUGAUGAGAAGCUCCUGUCUUCGGCACGGGCCACAACAUAACAGCAUAGAUUGUAAUCAGUAAUAUGAUCAUUGAACAUCGAGAUAUUAUAUCUCUCGGAGAAAAAGAGGAAAUGGAAAACAGUAGAAGGUGUCUAUCUAUUGUACUUGGUUAUAGGUCAACCAUUUUCAGGAGUCCGCAAAGCAAGGAGCAACACACAGAGUCGAGAUGGCAACAGCCACAAUAAUGAUUGUGUAUUUGCCAAUGUUGGCCAUUGAGUCGAGCCGACCUAUACAUCCUCUGAGUCGAGCCGGGUGCCGGGGGGCCUCGAUGUGCAGGAUUCACAACCUAACCUAACCAUUCCUCAGCAACGCAGUAGGUGUAGAACAAGAUGUAGAGACCUCCCACCCUCCCAACAGACUGGAUUCGUAACACUGGAUUCUAAAAUUGUCAGCAUGAAAAACCUUCAUAAGUCUAUAGAUACUAGUUCGUUUCUAGAUAUGCCGUAAGAUCCGACGGAGGAAG